GAUGAUGUCAUACGUAAAGCAAAAAAAAGGACGUCAACGUACCCAAAAGGUACACAGCAACAACUAACGGGGUUCUGCUUUAUAUAUUGGAUUAAAAAGCUUCGUUUUUACGACGAGAAGCAUUUAUUUUGAUAUAAAAUACGCAUCCGCUUGUAUUUUAAGCGUGGGAAUCGUCAACUUAGAGUCAAGAUGUCGUACAUGCUACCGCAUCUCCAUAAUGGCUGGCAGGUCGACCAAGCCAUCCUGUCUGAGGAGGACCGAGUCCUCGUGAUCCGCUUCGGUCACGACUGGGACCCAACAUGCAUGAAAAUGGACGAAGUUCUCUACAGCAUCGCUGAGAAGGUAAAGAAUUUUGCUGUCAUUUACCUGGUGGACAUCACCGAAGUGCCAGAUUUCAACAAGAUGUAUGAGUUGUAUGAUCCCUGCACUGUCAUGUUCUUCUUCAGGAACAAACACAUCAUGAUUGAUCUGGGUACCGGUAACAACAACAAGAUCAACUGGACAAUGGAGGACAAGCAGGAGAUGAUAGACAUUGUUGAAACUGUGUACCGAGGAGCCAGAAAAGGAAGAGGUCUGGUGGUGUCUCCAAAGGAUUAUUCCACAAAAUACAGAUAUUGAUUUGUAUUUUCUCCUCCAACACUUGUUUUUUUCCCCCCUGAUAUUUUGUGACAUGAAACAGAGACUAAAAGUUACAGGAGUCAAGGAAAAUCUUUUUUUUUUUUUAAAUCAUUUUUGUUUUUGCUAGAGAAACAGGACAAUAUUCUUCAUUAUGGUCAUGAUUGUGUUACAUUGUGCCAAUUGUGUUUUUUUGUGUGUAGAUUAAUGUGUUAUUCAGUUUCUUCAAGUUUUGUUUGUUUUUUUUUUUCUUCUGAAAAACCGGUGCUGAAGAACUCAGAAAAAGCAUAAAAGUCAUCACAUCUAAAUGUUUUAAUAAAGAUCGAUCAAUAUUUACAUAUGAA
This is a messenger RNA of Acanthopagrus latus (yellowfin seabream), 959 nucleotides long. It is a transcript of the gene txnl4a, whose product is annotated as thioredoxin-like 4A. The transcript has 4 exons. The record is from RefSeq and is a predicted model, not a curated record. Gene Ontology annotation, biological process: mRNA splicing, via spliceosome. Lineage: Eukaryota; Metazoa; Chordata; Actinopteri; Spariformes; Sparidae. Gene Ontology annotation, cellular component: spliceosomal complex; U4/U6 x U5 tri-snRNP complex; U5 snRNP. Bases 190 to 618 code for a protein of 142 amino acids.